Messenger RNA from Scleropages formosus (Asian bonytongue), 3179 nucleotides. RefSeq names its product transcription factor Sox-2-like. Gene Ontology annotation, cellular component: nucleus. Bases 1724 to 2704 code for a protein of 326 amino acids. The transcript has a single exon. Lineage: Eukaryota; Metazoa; Chordata; Actinopteri; Osteoglossiformes; Osteoglossidae. The record is from RefSeq and is a predicted model, not a curated record. Gene Ontology annotation, molecular function: DNA-binding transcription activator activity, RNA polymerase II-specific; RNA polymerase II cis-regulatory region sequence-specific DNA binding. Gene Ontology annotation, biological process: neuron differentiation; negative regulation of transcription by RNA polymerase II; brain development.
UAAGGGGAAGAUUAUAAGUAUCCAGUGUAUAGUUACGGAUUUGUUUUCGCUCCCUGUUGAUACAUUUGGCUCUUGGGCGGCGACCAAGCAGUAGGCGGCGCUCUUGCUUUGUAGCAGCGACCCCUUCACUUGCCGCGCGCCCUCUAUUCAGUUCUAUUAUUAUACGAGCCAUAGGCGCAUGGGUUCGAAUAUUAAAAUAUAGUGUGAAAUGGGUGAGUAGCUCGAUGCUGGGUGAAAGGAAAGAAAAACAUCGCUUUUCAGCACCUCUUAGUCGCUGUAUUAAUAAUUUGGAAAGUGCAGCUUAUUGGACCUUUCGGAAUAUUUUAGUCAAAUUCUCAACAUGUCUGUGUUCCAGCGGUGAAUCUGAAAAGUAAAUAGUAAACAGUAAACUUUUUUACAGGCAAUGCUGUUCAUCUGGGUAACAUAGAUGCGCUUCUGUCUAAAAUGUUUCAGCGUCAACAGUGAGUGGAGAGAAAAGUGCUUAUUUGUUAAAAUAAAAAAACACUUUUUUACAUUUUAUAUUUAUUAUAAUUCCUUUAAAGUCGUUAAUCUUUACUGGUCGAUUUAUUUAUAUUGUUUCCAUAUAAUUAUCACGGUUGAAAAUAAUGAUGCAAAACUGUACAUUUGAACUAUUAACUCACCUCAGUAUCAUAUUCAUACGCGCAUACAAAUUUUCUGUUUAAUUUGAAGUAAAUCAUGUUUCGAAAAAGAUUAAAUUUUAAUCCUUUUUAGCUGUUUAAAAAGACAGACUAGCUUUCCAGCCAGAGUUUUAUUAAUUUUUUGAAAUAUAGACAGCUAAAGUAGGAGCAUUUCACCGGCGGGCAUUUUUUUAACCUCUUUACCCAUAAAACUGUGAAAGACAAAACGAUUAAAAGCGCAACAAAUUAUUAAGCAGCAUGCGAAUGUCAUUGUUCAUUUUAAAAUGCAUAGGAAACCACUGUGUCAGAGAGCUGGAAUUUCGACAUUUUUCUAUGCAAAGUUUGGCGUGUCUUUAAAGAGAGGAAUAUAGAGAAAGGCUGUUUGAAAAAAGAAAAUAAAGUUAAGUAAUUAAAAGCAGAAAUCCAACAUUUGUAGAGUUUUGAAAAGAGAGAAAAGCCCCUUACAGCACUGCAGCCGCGACCCAGUCGCUGUAUGAUUCGGGAGCAAAAACACUUUUUCCUUCCACCUUCGCCCAAUUUCCCCUUUAUCAAUAAAAAAGGGACUUUUUAUUGGCCGACUGCAGAGGUGUCUCGAGCCGCGUGCACCUCGGCUCGGGCGGGCGGCCGCCGCUAGCCCCGCCCUUUAUGCUAAUGAGCCUCGCCGAGGUAGCGCCGCGAUUGGCCAGGGGAAACCCAUUUAUUGCCUGACAGCCACCUCGUCACAUGAAUGGUCGUCUAUUAACUUGUUCAAAAAAGUGCGUGGAGUUGUCAAGACGCGUCCGGAGCGGGGGGAGCGCGGCUCGUGGAGCAACGCGAGAGCGAGCAGAGCAGGAGAAGGGAAAAAAGUGACCUUAUAAUUUGGGGACAUCUGAGGGGGAAAAGUUUGGCGAAGACUCCCAGGUAGCACCGUGCGCGCGCGCGCCUCCGAGCCGGACUCCUUCCUGUUGCUUGUCCUCCUUCUUCUUGUCCUCUUCCUUCCUUCGAUCCUCUUUGACUUUGUCCCCGUCGCUCCGCUCCCGGCCCCGGCGAAGCAGCAGCAGCAGCAGCAGCAGCAGCGGCAGGUUGGUUCCUCGCACUCGGGCUUAAUGUACAGCAUGAUGGAGACCGAGCUCAAGCCCCCCGCCCCCCACACCAACCCCGGGGGCAACGGCAACUCGGGCUCGAACCCGCCCGGGAGCGCGCAGAAGAGCAGCCCCGAGCGCGUGAAGCGGCCCAUGAACGCGUUCAUGGUGUGGUCGCGGGGCCAGCGCAGGAAGAUGGCCCAGGAGAACCCCAAGAUGCACAACUCGGAGAUCAGCAAGCGCCUCGGGGCCGAGUGGAAGCUGCUGUCCGAGGGCGAGAAGAGGCCCUUCAUCGACGAGGCCAAGCGGCUGCGCGCGCUGCACAUGAAGGAGCACCCGGAUUACAAAUACCGGCCCCGCCGGAAGACCAAGACCCUCAUGAAGAAGGACAAGUACGCGCUGCCCGGCGGGCUCCUCGCGCCGGGGGGCAACGCCAUGGGCGCCGGCGUGGGCGUGGGCGUGGGGGCCGGCUUGGCCCCGGGGGUCAACCAGCGCAUGGACAGCUACUCGCACAUGAACGGCUGGAGCAACGGCGGCUACGGCGUGAUGCAGGAGCAGCUCGGGUACGCGCAGCACCCGGGGCUGAGUGCGCACGGCGCGGCGCAGAUGCAGCCCGUGCACCGGUACGACGUGAGCGCGCUGCAGUACGGCUCCAUGAGCGGCGCGCAGACGUACAUGAACGGCUCGCCCACGUACAGCAUGUCGUACGGCACGCAGCAGGGCGCGCCCGGCAUGAGCCUGAGCUCCGUGGGAUCCGUGGGUUCGGCCGUCAAGUCGGAGUCCGGCUCCGGCAGCCCCCCCGUGGUCACUCCGUCCUCGCACCCCAGGGCCGCCCCCUGCCAGAGCGCGGACCUGCGGGACAUGAUCAGUAUGUACCUGCCGGGGGCAGACGUGGCCGAGCAGACGGGCGGCGCGAGCAGGCUGCACGCGCCGCAGCACUACCAGAGCGCGCCGGUGGCACCGGGCACGACGCUCGGGGGCACGCUCCCGCUCACGCACAUGUAGGGCUCAUGAACGUUUCUUACACAAAGUGGACUAUUUUUGUACAGAAUCUGUUUUGGGGCGGGGGAGGAUGGGGGAAGCUGUAUAGAACUCAUGGAACGAACACAAAACUUUUUUAAUUAUUAUUUUUUUCUUAUUCAUUUUCAAGGAAAAUGUUCUAGUGGACCGGUAAACGUCUAUCAAUAAAAUGUUUUAUUAUUGCAACAAAUAAAAAGAAAAGUUUUGUACAGUAUUUAUAGGAAACUGAGCAAUCAAGAUGUCAACGUUUCCAAAAUGAUGAAAAUUGCCCCAGUGAUUAUUAUUCUGCAGUAGAGGAAGACGGAAGCGGCAGGACAGUGGGGUCAUAAUGCUGCAAAACAGAGAAAGGGAAAAAAGUAAAGUGAAAACAAAUCAGGUGAAAGUGUACCUUGAAGGGUUAUACUGAGAUAAAACUCCUUUUUAUUAUAUUUUAUUUUAUUUUUUAAUUUUGUUGCUUAUA